Molecule: messenger RNA, 2471 nt
Organism: Lingula anatina
Lineage: Eukaryota; Metazoa; Brachiopoda; Lingulata; Lingulida; Lingulidae
Product: alpha-tectorin-like
Source: RefSeq, a predicted model, not a curated record
AAUUAAAAUGAUAAUUUUAAUAAUAAAACUAUUUAAAAAGAGAGAGAGUAUAAGCUUAAAAUCACGUCAUUAAUAUUUCCCUUUAAGUAUGCUCUCUGAGAGGCCCCAGAAAAGAAGUAGCAGGGACAUCAUUAACAAAGGUCCAGUUUUGACGUUUGUUCUUUGUAAUCAAAAUGCACAUGUUAUCCAAUAAAAUGAAAUGGGGAUGACAAAAAAACGUACCCAGUUCGAAAAGUGGUUUGCAUCGUAUCGUUGAUAGAGGGGUCCUGUUACUUUGCACUUGGUUACAUUGUAAUGGGUCCACAAUUUAUAACAUAUCUAAUCUAAGAGGCAACAGAUUGAUAUAUUCUAUUAAUGCUUAAUUGAAUGCUUGCGAACCGCCUAUCUGUAGUUUCAACGGAGAGUAGAACAUUACUUACACUCAUGAACGGUCAAUAGUUAUGAUAAUCUCUUAAAUAUUAAUUUACGUUGGCGCUUUCAACAUGUUAUUACUUGCACUGAGAUGGAGUCAUAUUAAGGAACUGUUCAAUCAUCCAGUAUAUUGUAUGUUCCUUUAUGGAUUCACCCGUAUGUUAUGGUGUUAGUAACCCACCCCUACUGAAACAUUCAGCAGAAGUUUACGUACGUACCCUUAGCAAUGUUACAUAAAAGAAGAGGAAUUUGUUAAGAAACGCCACUUUCUGACAGUUCAAUAACUAAACGGACAGGUGAGGCGGCUGUUAGUGACAACCGAUGAAGAUGAAAAACGCUCCUUCAACGAUUUUGUUGUUGAUCGGUCUAUUCACUGCUAAAUCAGAUGCGAGUUUUCCCUCAUCCUGCACUUGUUUUGCCCAUGGCUACAGGGAGGAGAUAGUAUUUGAAUCCUGCGACGGAGCAUAUAUUACGUUUGGAGGAUCGUGCUCGUAUGAUCUUAUGAGAACAUGCACGCCGGAUGGUCUGGACAAUAAGCCACCUUUCAGCGUUGUUGUCAAAGCAGGUUACACCACUGAAUUCGACAAUAAACAGACAUUUGUCUCGCGAGUAACCAUCAAUUUCGAAAACGAAAACGUUGUAAUGGAUACGAGGGGUGGUUUUAUGGUGAAUGGAAUGAUAGAGACUACGGACUAUUUUGGAGAUAACUUCAACGUUACUCGGGUGGACCGUCCUGAAUAUUCUUUGAUAAAGUUUCAAACACACUUCUCACUCAGGGUUCUUAUUCACAUCGGUGCACGCUCACAUAAAAUUCGGGUCAGAAUCGGACGGCAUUACCAAAGAUCACUGUGUGGUCUGUGCGGGAACUUUAACGAUGAAACGGCUGAUGACUAUCAAACUGCGGACGGUGAAAAUGUGACUGACCUUGCCUACCUAGACCGACAGGCUGCGUCUGAAGAAAUUGCUAAGAGUAUGCUGGUACAAGAACACGAACAAGAGCUGUGUGAACCUAUUGUCAACAGGCCGAGUCCACAUCAGAUGCUAGAAGCGAUGAUCGAUAGAGAAAAGGUUUUUGACAUUUAUGGUAGCUGUGCAAAAGAAGAAGAUGAAAUAGAGGGGAAUGCCCAGUGUAAUGUUACUCUUGAAAACCACCCGACGAAAGGAUCCUUCGCGAACUGUUCGAAGGAUUUAGAUGACGACAAUAAGCUCAAGUUCGUUGAAGCUUGUUCCGCAGCUUACUGUGCUGGCAAGUCUCACAGGGCAAAAGAACGCAACGUCUGUUACUUUAUUGAAGCACUUUCCCGUGUCUGCCGAGAAAACCUGAAGCCGGUGCAUAACUGGUGCAUGCCCAUGAAAUGCCCCGCACAAAAAGGUUGCAGUAAAUGGGAACAAAAGUAUGACUGACAGCUGAUGGACAACACCUAAUGAAAUGGGCACUUUACAUGUAUCCGAAUGUCCAUAUUGCCGCUUCCCUUCCUAAUCUUAUAUUUUCCAGUGCUCUACUCUUAUUAUUAGAAUUUGUUUCGAAGGAACAUGGGUUAAACUUAUUUGCUCUAAAUCACAGGUAAAAUCAACUCUACGACUGCUUUUGAGCCAGUUUCAAACGGGGAGUACAUAACGUGAUUUGUUAUCUACUGUUUUGGAUGUGUCUUAUUUCCUCUGCUUUUUAUUGGUAUCGAUUCGCGACUUCUGCUUGAAAUCAAACAUUGAAAUUAUCACAAACUAUUACUUUAUUCAGUCACUUCUUACACAUGGUGUAUUAUUGGUCGCAUAUUUAUCACGUUCACAAUGUUAAUUCUUGAAGGGCAUAGCUUCUAUUUGGUUUAGAGGGUCAAAAUAUGCUCAUAUCAAUCAUAGUGGACAAAAAUCAUGCAAACUGUUUGUUUAUUUACUUCUACGGGUUUUAUGCACAGAGCUUCUUUGGUCAAUAAAUCAUACCCUGGUAGAAAAGCAGUGUCUUUAAUUUACAGCUUUACGGCAAAUCUAGGCAAAAAUGAUAAUGUAGUAAUAACAUCUCUUCUGUAGGUUGUUACUUCCCUAAUCAAAAAAAAAAAAAAAAA